Messenger RNA from Bombus pyrosoma, 1766 nucleotides. RefSeq lists its product as uncharacterized. Lineage: Eukaryota; Metazoa; Arthropoda; Insecta; Hymenoptera; Apidae. The record is from RefSeq and is a predicted model, not a curated record. The coding region runs from base 1 to 963 and encodes 320 amino acids. The transcript is spliced from 4 exons.
AUGAAAGAGAAGGAAUUCCUUCAAAAAAUCGGGACCGUCACUGUGGCUUCGUACAGGAGAAGACAUCAGCUUGCGGAGGAGGUGCCAGGACUCUACAUUCGGCGCCUCACGCUUGAGGACCCCAGGAGCGCGAGGGAACCCUCGAGUUCAAGGUCACAGUCUCCGGCACGCCAUAUCUGUCAUCCUACCACCGGUUACGUGCCCUCCUCCAGGAGAUCCUCGAGUUAUAGGUCGUGGCUGGAAAGGAUCCGGAAGGAGAGGCCACCUUUCCUGACGAUCGUCUCUCUGGAGCUUCCAGAGUCUUCGAUUCCUUUGAUCGAAUCACAGGCAAGUGCACGGGCCAAGGUCGUCGAAACCAAGGACGACAUUCUGGACGAACUCCUGGAUAAGGUCACGCCGAACGACGCAGGGACGAAGUCGGAGCUGGAAGGAAGGAAGAGAUCGUCGAGGAAGUCUCGACGCAGAAGAGGCAAAGAGUUCCUGGAAUGCACGAAAGGAGCUCCAACCCUCGAAGAAUGCACGAAGAACAUCGUCCAAGGUCCGAGCCGUGCACGAUUAUCGAACCUGGAUCUCCAAGACGUCACCAAGUGCAUCUGUGCCGAGAUAUCCGGAAACGUUCGCGUCGAUAUCGACUCGGAGGUAGAGGCUGAUCACGAAUCGCGAUCCUCCAGCCCGGAAAUGACUCACACCAUACGGAUCGCGAUGAAGCAGCACGAUCGUACGGGCUGCAGGAUCGACGACGGCGUAGAAACGGAAGGAAACGGAAGAUCGAGGCCGGAAACGGACCGGAGAAACGUCCAGGCGAGGAAGGAGACAACCAAGGAGGACGGAGCUUGCAACGGUGUGAACGACGCCUUAGAUUUCACGUUGAAUUGCAGCAGCGUGCGACUGACGUGCCGUGACACGAGCCUCAGGACGGGGACACCCGGUGAAAAGCAACAGAGACCGGAAACGCGGAAUUAAUCUGCGCUGGUUUUGUCCGCGAAUCGUUCAAAUUUCAUGCCCAGACAAUGCAAGGUCGUUAAUUGUUCCGCUGAUUCAAAGAAAAAUAUUUCUGUUUCAAGCGAUGAAACAAUGUUGAAAAACUGUCGCUCCGGAGGAAAGUUAAUUGAGAAACAUCUUAUGUAACAGUAGUUUUCAUCUUGCAUUUAGACCAAUAGUUUCCAAUCGGUGUGAACGUUACUUGAGUAGUAGGGAAUUUUUACUUUUGUAUUUUUAAUUAUUUGUUCUUCUUAAUCCAAGACAAAAAUGUUUCUGCUACGGGAGGACCUUGUAACGAAGAAAGCAUUUCUUGUUGUGAAGAGAGCUAUUAUGGGGAUGGAAAGUUUUAUUUUAGAAAGUUUUACAUUGGGAAAAGUGUUCAAGGUUCUUUAAGUUUUAACGGUAUUUUUCUUUUAGACGGUGGUUGUAAUCUUUGGAGAAUGAAAAAUUUUAAAUUUUGGAUUUUAAACAGGUUUCUAAGUUUUCAUACUAUUGCUUGAUGAAGUUGAAUAAUGCGCUGUUUAUUGGGAAUCCAUAUAUCACAUAGGAUGUGCUUAAUUCGUAAUAAUCUCGAGGUCGGAAGUUCAUAAACGCUAUUUAUCACGUAAUUCAAAUGUUGCAAAUAAAUCUUUGAUCGGUAUAAAUGUUUAAAAGCGAGAAAAUCCGGACGUUUGACGUUUCUUAGAAUCGAAGAUAUAUUAAGACGAUGCAAUUGUUCGUGUAGCAUCGCGAAAGACGUAUAUAAAUUCUUGGAUAUUACAGAAAUCAGAGAAAACGUGGAUCAG